Mangifera indica (mango) is the source of this 654-nucleotide messenger RNA. RefSeq names its product pentatricopeptide repeat-containing protein At3g09040, mitochondrial-like. Gene Ontology annotation, molecular function: RNA binding; protein binding. Lineage: Eukaryota; Viridiplantae; Streptophyta; Magnoliopsida; Sapindales; Anacardiaceae. Gene Ontology annotation, biological process: RNA modification. Bases 1 to 654 code for a protein of 217 amino acids. The transcript has 3 exons. The record is from RefSeq and is a predicted model, not a curated record.
AUGCUUAGUUAUGGAGUCUUAUCUGAUACUUUUGCGUUUUCUGCAAUUGUGCGAACAGCUAUUGGUUUAGAAUGUAUUGAAUUGGGUAGAAUGCUGCAUGCCCAGAUUGUUAUAAGAGGCUUUCAUUCUCAUACUUUUGUGGCUACAUCUCUUCUUAACAUGUAUGCAAAGUUCAGGAUUACUGAAGACUCGUUUAAGGUUUUUAACACCAUGGCAAAACAUAAUGAAGUUUCUUGGAAUGCCAUUAUUUUGGGUUUUACAUUAAGUGGAAUGAAUUUGGAAUCAUUUGAUCAUUUGUUACAUAUGAAGAAUGAAGGAAUCAGGGCGAAUACAUAUACAAUCAUUAGUGUUUUAAAAGCUGUGGGGACAGCUCUCAUUGAUAUGUACUCAAAAUGUGGAUCCUGGCAGGAAGCAAAAGUUGUUUUUCACUCAAAUUUUGUUAAUUUUCAGUCUGGGUGUGAUGUGAUUGUUAUUAAUAUUUGUAAUGCAAUUGCUAAUGCAUAUGCCAAAUGUGGAGCUCUUGAAGAUGUAAAAAGAUUUUUUACAGGAUGGAGAGAUGGUGUCAUGGACAACCCUGGUGACUGCACACUCUCAGUGCUUGGAAUGGGAGGAAGCACUGGCUAUUUUUUCAUAGAUGAGGGAAGAAGGCUUUAG